AUAUGUGUUUCGAGAUGACAGGAAGUUCAUUGUUAAAAUUCCACCGUGCGAAGUAAAUAGACAUUUAAAUCUCAUGAUUGAGAUAUGUCCUUGAACUCAGACAGAAGAAAAAGACACCAAGCUUAACAACAUGUCGUCUAAUAAAGGACUGGGAGAGCCUCCUUCUUACAAUGAAGCAACAAACUGUGACCAGUUAAAGCUUACUUACGAGAACCAGAAUAAUCGCUAUCCUGGAGAUAAUCAAUAUCCUUCGCCAAGUGGCCGUCCAUAUCCAGUCAACCAACACCAACCACAAUGCCCUCCUCAGCAUCAAGUGAUGCUACCUUUGGUUACACAGCCUGGAGCUAUGGUUAUCAACCGAGCCCCUGUAGCUCAGAACUGGAUGGUUCCGGCCGUCCUUGCUUGUCUGUGUUGUUUUUGGCCGACGGGGAUAUGUGCCAUUCUUGUAGCUAGCAAUGCUAACCAAGCAGCAGCAAAUGGUGAUGUAAUAGAAGCGGAAAGGCAGUCAAGAAAAGCGCGCUCCUAUGUGACCGUUUCCUUUGUAAUAGGAAUUAUUUUGAUUAUUUUAGGAGUUGUAUACCGUGUUGCUCUUUAUUUAACAUUGUAUUAAGAAAAAAAAAAUCCAAACGGAAAUUAUCAUUUGGUAACCAACAUAUGCACUUCUUGUACUUAUUGUAGAAUUGAAAGGCUAAAGAGGCGCUUUUCUUUAUGAUAUAAGCAUUUUAACGAGAAACUGUACUUUUUAUGUUGCUUUGGAGGGCCAGUUUCUUUAAGGGGUCUUAAUAGUUUAAGAAAUAUUCAAUAUCUGAUUUUAAGUUUUAUUUUUGACAUUUUUGGUUAUUUAUAUGUAAAGAAAAAAGCAAGUUGUUUAGAUUUAAAAUCUGAAUAUUUAUAUAGAAUUUUUUCAUAAUAUAUCGUUUUAACGAGCUCUUUAUCUGAAGAAGAUUAAAAGAGUCAAUAUAAAAUGACCACAACAACCAAACACUCGUAAAAAGUAAUAACACUUUUAGUUUCCAUUAUGAAUUUUUCUACAGGAUUAUAUCAAACAUUUUUUUAAUAAAAUUGU
Molecule: messenger RNA, 1066 nt
Organism: Magallana angulata
Lineage: Eukaryota; Metazoa; Mollusca; Bivalvia; Ostreida; Ostreidae
Product: proline-rich transmembrane protein 1-like
Exons: 4
Coding region: 131-610 (159 amino acids)
Cellular component (GO): membrane
Source: RefSeq, a predicted model, not a curated record